CAGCCGUUGCGCCGCCGCAGCUGCCCGGGCUGUGCGUCCCGGCUGCCCUAAGCCGCUUCACGGAGGAGAGCCUGGCGCACCCGGCCAGGCCCGCGGGCAUCUGCUGUGUGUCCGGCUCCGUGCUCAGCGCCCCCAUUGCAGUUGGCGCUGCCUCGAUGUUCCAGCUGCCCAUCUUGAAUUUCAGUCCCCAGCAAGUGGCCGGGGUAUGCGAGACUCUGGAGGAGAGCGGCGACGUAGAGCGCCUGGGUCGCUUCCUCUGGUCGCUGCCCGUGGCCCCUGCGGCCUGCGAGGCCCUCAACAAGAAUGAAUCGGUGCUGCGCGCGCGAGCCAUCGUGGCCUUUCACGGUGGCAACUACCGCGAGCUCUACCAUAUCCUGGAAAACCACAAGUUCACUAAGGAGUCGCACGCCAAGCUGCAGGCGCUGUGGCUCGAAGCGCAUUACCAGGAGGCUGAGAAGCUGCGUGGACGGCCCCUGGGGCCGGUGGACAAGUACCGUGUAAGGAAGAAGUUCCCGCUGCCGCGCACCAUUUGGGACGGCGAACAGAAGACACACUGUUUCAAGGAGCGCACGCGGCAUCUGCUACGGGAAUGGUACCUGCAGGACCCAUACCCCAACCCCAGCAAAAAGCGUGAGCUCGCCCAGGCAACCGGACUGACCCCUACGCAGGUGGGCAACUGGUUCAAAAACCGCCGACAAAGGGACAGGGCGGCUGCAGCCAAGAACAGACUCCAGCAGCAGGUCAUGUCGCAGGGCUCCGGACGGGCUCUAAGGGCUGAGGAAGAGGGCACGCCCGAGGUGCUGGGCGCCGCCGCCAGCCCGGCCGCCAGCCUAUCCAGCAAGGCAGCCACUUCGGCCAUCUCCAUCACGUCCAGCGACAGCGAGUGCGACAUCUGAACUGCUCAUCCAGCACGCUCAGAAACAGAAUCCAGUGUAAAAACAAGACAAAAUGAAAUAGGAUCAGAGACCAAGCAAACCCACUGCUUGCGAAACCGGGUGGCCAGGGACCCGCGGGCUCCGGUUGCCCAUUUCCGCCCCGCGGCCGGCCUGGCUCCACUGGCGCCCUAGGGCCGCUAUCACAGGGGUCCGCGGUGAGGCCCAACCCAGCGCUACAUUCUCCUUGCUUUGCUUUUUUCCAAGAAUUUUGCUGCAAAGAUGCCUCCGGAACCUGAACUGCAUGCUGAGCGCCUGCCCUAAAUCUCCCGUGGGUAUUUCACGUCGAAAGGACGCUGUUAUAUAAAUUUUCCUUUAAAGGUUUUUUAAAACAAAACAAAACAAAACAUAUAUAUGCUGUUUAUUUACUUAUUUAAGAGACUGCCCUGGUAGGUUUCUCUAUAUCUUGGGAACUUGCUGUUUCUAAAGCCGCAGGAUGCAGCAGAUGGGUUCGGUGUGAAGAAGCCAACAAUAAAAACCUGGUGAGCAACCUUUCUUAAUUAA
Molecule: messenger RNA, 1436 nt
Organism: Odobenus rosmarus divergens (Pacific walrus)
Lineage: Eukaryota; Metazoa; Chordata; Mammalia; Carnivora; Odobenidae
Gene: SIX6
Product: SIX homeobox 6
Exons: 2
Coding region: 156-896 (246 amino acids)
Biological process (GO): eye development; regulation of transcription by RNA polymerase II
Cellular component (GO): nucleus; transcription regulator complex
Molecular function (GO): RNA polymerase II cis-regulatory region sequence-specific DNA binding; DNA-binding transcription factor activity, RNA polymerase II-specific
Source: RefSeq, a predicted model, not a curated record